AUGUACUUGGCCAUGCCCAUGAAAAAACAGCCACCGCUGGACUUCACCAGAAAGGCAUUAGAGCGCUUCUUGCCUAUUUCAGAGAACUUGCGAAAAUACACCGAGAAACAAGCAAAGUUGGCCAAGAUCGACCGGCUGGCCCUGGAAGAUUUUCUUGAGCCUGUUCCGAGAGCUUCUCCUAGAGAGCUGGCAUUUGAUUAUCUAUUAAGCCGAGACCACCAAGUUUUGAUGGAACUAUGCACCGGAAAAAUACUGAAACUAGUAAUCGAUGCCGCUCAGCUGGAGAACCAGAAAAGUUUGUUGGUUGUUGAGAUGCUUGUGGACCAAUUGCGUCCGCUGGCAGGGUUUGACAGAAUAGAGAAUCUGGUGAAAUCUGCUAUCACUAAAAGGUCAGAGUUUCUGUCAAAUUGCUUGCGACUGGCAGUGAUUCUGACAACAGAAAGGGAAAGCGGGCUACAUGACGGAGUUCUCGUUAUGCCACUGCUAGAGUUGGUGCGCCGGUCGCACAUUCUUUCCGGAAACAUAGCUUCGACCAAGGACCAAGAAGACGGACUUUUUGCUGUGGGAGUGCUUUACAACCUCCAGGAGCACGUUUUCUGGCCUCCAGACACCACACCGCUCUUCGAAGAGCUGCUACACCACAGAAACGGUGAGGACAGGACUUGA
Ogataea haglerorum is the source of this 666-nucleotide messenger RNA. RefSeq lists its product as uncharacterized. The coding region runs from base 1 to 666 and encodes 221 amino acids. NCBI's taxonomy places the organism in Eukaryota, Fungi, Ascomycota, Pichiomycetes, Pichiales, Pichiaceae. The transcript is spliced from 2 exons. The record is from RefSeq and is a predicted model, not a curated record.